Uranotaenia lowii is the source of this 621-nucleotide messenger RNA. RefSeq names its product polyubiquitin-like. Gene Ontology annotation, cellular component: nucleus; cytoplasm. Gene Ontology annotation, molecular function: ubiquitin protein ligase binding; protein tag activity. The transcript is spliced from 2 exons. Bases 49 to 507 code for a protein of 152 amino acids. Gene Ontology annotation, biological process: modification-dependent protein catabolic process; protein ubiquitination. The record is from RefSeq and is a predicted model, not a curated record. NCBI's taxonomy places the organism in Eukaryota, Metazoa, Arthropoda, Insecta, Diptera, Culicidae.
ACUUUUAUUUCAACUUCCGGUUACAACGAGUCUUUCAGAACGUUUAUAAUGCACAUUUUCGUGAGAUCAUUCGACGACGCAGGUUUCCGACUGGUAGUAGAGGGAACCGAAACAGUCGCAGUGGUGAAGGCCAAAAUCCAGGAGGUAAAAGGAAUUCCACCAGAACAACAGGUGCUCCUGUUCGCGGGUGAUAUUCUCUCGGAGGAUGAUCACACGUUAGAUGACCGAUUUGUGCAGCCGGAAUCUACGCUGUUCCUAGUUCGUCAACUACCGCAAGAGAUACAAAUCGAUGUCGAGAUUGAAAAAGCGGAAUACCGAUUGGUUGUUCGAUUGAGCGAUACUUUUGAAGAAAUAAAGCAAAAAUUCGCAAUCACGAGCGACAAAGAGAUCGACCCAACAGAAUACAAGUUAAUGUUCGGCGGAAAGGUGCUAGAAGAUGCCCGGAAACUCUCUGACGCCGAUAUUGAAGAAUUUUUUAAGCUGCAUUUGGUAAGGACGAUUAAGUAAGUUUUAAAUACUAUUAAGUCACCAUCUACCGCUCAGUUAGAUGGUUUUUCAACUUCUAACAUGUGUAAUUAAAAACGAUGUCAGAUUUUGCUUUUCCAAUAAGUACAUCUCAAA